GCCUGCGCGAGCUCUCUGUCACUCGCCCGCCCGCGUCGCCAACUUCGGAGCGGACAGUGGGGCCAUGGGGGCGCACCCGGGACGUAUCACGUAGCCGCGGCAUCCUCGGACCGCCCGCGCGGCUCCAAGCUCCCGCCCAGCUCUUCCUGCGUCUGGGCCAUGGGCAGCCACGGCGCCCCCAUGUGCGCGGCGCACCCCGCGGUGGCCGAGGGUGGCCUGGCCCGGGAGCCGCUGCAGCUCCUGGAGGUACCGCCCCGCAAGAGGCUGCCGGUCGGGCCCGAGCAGGACCCUUGUGGCAGCCGCCCUGCUCCUGAGGGCGCUGGGGCAGGCUCAGAGCAGGGCCACUCUGCCGGUGGAGGCAGCUGGUGCCGCCACUGCCACACGAAGCUCGCCGAGCUCAAGCGACAGGCGUGGAAGCUGGUCAGCGGGUCCGGGACACCGCUUCGGGACCCCUGCCUCUCCUCGCUGCUGCUGGACCAGCUCCCGGCACCCGGCUCCUUGUCCUCACACCGCCCGGAGGGCGGGCACCGCUGCAGCGUCUGUGCCGCUCACCUGCACCAGCUCACGCGGGAGGCCCUGCGGCUGCUGCAGGCCCCCGCCAGCCGGGGGGACCCCGACGCCCACCCUGGAGGCCCGGGCCUGGCGCCCUCCGGCCCCGGUGCCACAGACAGCCCUCGGGAUGUGCCAGUGGUGUUGGGCCUGGCUGGCAGGCAGCCAGGCCAGGCGGCACCGGACGGGAGGAAGGCGCUGGCCUGGCCCUCCAGGCCCAGCGUCCAGGUGUCUGUGGCGCCUGCCGGCCUGGGCGGGGCGCUGAGCACGGUCACCAUCCAGGCCCAGCAGUGCCUGGAGGGCAUGUGGAGUGUCUCUAGGGUUGGCGGCCUCCUGCCCGCCUCCUGCCUGGCAGAAGCAGCGGUGGCCGCGGUAGCGGUGGCAGACACGGUCCGAGAUGGCCCUCCCGCCCUGGGCCCUGACGGUGUGUCCAAGAUGUGGGGUCGCGGCGGGGCCUGCACGACCGCCCUGGUCUCCCCGGUCCCGGGCACCCCGGCCGGGGGCUCCACUGGCCCGUCGGCCGCAGCCUCCUUCUUCAUCAGGGCUGUCCAGAAGCUCAGCCUGGCCUCCAAGCGCAAGAAGCCCCACCCUCCACCAGCCCCUGCCAGCCGGGGUACCUCCACCUACCCCACGGACUUCAGUGGGGCCCUGCAGCUGUGGCCGCCCCCUGUGCCCCCCUGCCUGCUCAGGGCCUCUGCCAAGGCCAAGGACAACCUCAGCAGUGUUGGAAAGGUGAAAGUUGUGCUGCGCGUCUGGCCGGCCCAGGGGGCCCCAUGCUCGGCCGAAUCGCCACCGUCCUUCUUGAAGGUGGACCCACGGAAGAAGCAGGUGACCCUUUAUGACCGGGCCACUGGGCCCCCGGGCGGCACAGGUUCCCGGCUCGCAGUGACCCCCGCAGUCCCUAAGAUGUUUGCCUUCGAUGCCGUUUUCCCCCCGGACUCGGAGCAGGCUGAGGUCUGCUCGGGGACGGUGGCUGAUGUGCUGCAGUCAGUGGUCAGCGGGACCGACGGCUGCAUCUUUUCCUUCGGCCCCACAAGCCUGGGGACAUCUCACACCAUGAUCGGGAAGGACAGCUCGCCCCACAGCCUGGGCGUCACCCCCUGUGCCAUCUCCUGGCUCUUCCGGCUCAUCGGGGAGCGCAGGCAGCGGACAGGCACCCGAUUCUCCGUCCGCGUCUCCGCCGUGGAGGUGUGCAGCCGGGACCAGAGCCUGCGCGACCUGCUGGCCGAGGUGGCUGCCGCCAGCCUCCAGGAUGCCCGGUCUCCCGGUGUGUGCCUGCGGGAGGACCCCGUCUGUGGGACGCAGCUCCAGAACCAGAGUGAGCUGCGGGCGCCCACGGCGGAGAAGGCAGCCUUCUACCUGGACGCCGCCCUGGCGGCCCGCAGCCCCAGCCCAGCCAGCUCCCACCUGCUCUUCACACUGCACGUGUACCAGUACCGCGUGGAGAAGUGCGGCAGCGGGGGAAUGUCUGGAGGCCGCAGCCGCCUGCACCUCCUUGACCUGGGUGGCUGCGAGGGGGCUCCUGGCGGCCCCCUGGGCCUGUCCCUGUCUGCCUUGGGCGCUGUCAUAUUGGCCCUGCUCAGCGGAGCCAAGCACGUGCCCCACAGGGACCACAGGCUCACCCUGCUGCUGCGGGAGGCCCUGGCCGCCGCCACCUGCCACACCACCAUGAUCGUGCAUGUCUCCGACGCGCCCGCCCACCACGCCGAGACACUCAGCGCCGCACAGCUGGCCGCUCGCGUCCACCGCCUGCGAAGGAAGAAGGUCAAGUGCGCCUCCAGCUCCUCCGGCGGUGACAGCUCCUGUGAGGAGGGCUGCGCCCGCCCCGCCGCCGCCCCGCCUCUCUUCCACCCCCGCCCCGGGGCCCGCCUGGCCCCCAGCCCGCCCCGAGACCCCGACUACUCAUCCAGCAGUGAGCAGUCCUGCGACACGGUUGUUUACGUGGGGCCCGGCGGGGCAGCGCUGUCGGACCGCGAGCUCACGGACGGGGAGGGCCCGCCGGACUCUGUGCCCAUCGUCCCUGCGCUGAGCCGCCGCCGGCCCUCCGGGGGCCCUCGGGACGCGGACCACUUCCGCUGUGGCACCUUCGCGGAGCUGCAGGAGCGGCUGGACUGCAUUGACGGCAGCGAGGGCCCCUCGGGAGCCCUGGCCAGCCCUGCCCGAGGCAGCAGGAAGCCCUCCCCACCCGAGGCUGCUGCCCCCAGGGUGGCUGCGGACGCCCCACUGGCUGUCAACGCACCUCACCCCAGCCCCGGCCCAGACGCCCACCGGGCUGCCCCAGAGCCGGAUAGCGGCGCCGGACCUGAGCUGCUUGGGCUGGACAAGGCCCCGGGCGGUGGUGGCAGGAGGCCGCUUCCCAGCCCAGCCCCUCCGCCCCCUGGACAGUGGGAUGGGGGCCAAGCCCCCACUGAGCCCGAGGGCAGGGGUGCUGAUCCCGCAGUCCGGACGCCCCCGGUGGGCAUGAGUGGGGUGGGGGGCUGCUCCCGUUUGCCCACGAGGGGCCGUCUGGAGCGGGGCCUGCUGACCACCACAGUGACCCUGCAGCAGCCCGUGGAGCUGAACGGUGAGGACGAGCUGGUGUUCACGCUGGUGGAGGAGCUGGCCCUGGGCGGCCGCCCCGCCAGCCUGGCCAGCUUCAGCAGCGACUGCUCGCUGCAGGCCCUGGCCUCGGGCUCGAGGCCGGUGAGCAUCAUCAGCAGCAUCAACGACGAGUUCGACGCCUACACCUCGCAGGCUGCCGGCUCCUCCGGGAGCUCCAGUCUCUGCGAGGUCGGCGCCUGCACCGCCGACAGCCCCCGCCCCGCGCCGCAGCCGUGCUCACGGGCCAGCCCGGACCCCCUCCGCCCCGACUCCCCAGCGGGGCCCAGCCCUCUGCGCCCCCGGAUCCCGGACAGCUCCCCGGGGCACAACUCACCAGACGGCCUUGGCGCUGUGGCUGUGGCAGCCACCGCCCGAGUGGGCAGGGAGCCCCAGGCCACGUCCCCACGCAGGGCAGCCCCUUUGCAGACCAUCCACUCCAGCCUCCCCCGGAAAUCCAGGACCACUGCGGCGGCCAGUUGCCCAGGCGGCCCUCACCUGGCCCUGAUCCCACCUGGCCCUGCGGGGCAGUUCGAGGACCCCUGGCUUCUCCAGGCAGAUGGCCGUGGCCCCCUCCAGGUGACCUCUGCCAGCAGGUCCCCCAGCCCGGCCCCGGUGCUGGCUUGUGCCCAGAGGGUGGUGGAUGGCUGUGAGGUGGCAGCCAGGGCGGCCCCCGCGCCGGAGGCUGUGGCCCAGGUCCCAGUGCUGCGAAGGGGGGCCACCACACUGGGGGUGACCACGGGGGCCGCGCCCUGCGGGCAUGUCCCAGUUGAGUCAGAGGCCUGCUUGGGUGGCCCGAGGGCCACCUCCAGCAGCAAGAGGAGUGUGGGCCCCCGGGGGGGUUUGCUCCUGAGGCCUGGCGGGUCGGCGCCCCCAGCCCCGCCCGUGCGCAAGUCCAGCCUGGAGCACAAGACCGGCCCGUCGCCCACGCCUCCUCCCCCCGGGGGUCUAGCCUGGCCCGGGGCUGCUGCCCCCGUCCUUGGGGAGGAGGAGGCCAGGCCCAGCGGUCGGGCCGAUCACUCCGUCUCCAAGGCCACGUCCAGCCUGAAGGCCCGAGCAGGGAAGGCGGAGGCCGCGUACCGGCCUGCCGCCCACGGCUCUCUGGAGCGGGGCGAGGGCCUGGCCCCCGGCAGCGGCAGGGCCAGGGAAGCCGGUGGAAGGCCCACCCGGGCUGUGCCUAGGUUGGGAGUGCCACCCUCCAGCCCUGCACCCGGGCCUGCUCCCGCCUACAGGGGCAGCCCUGCCAGGGGUGUGGGGGCCCCUAAGCCCCCAGCUGGUGGGGGCAAGGGCCGUAGCCUGGUGGGUGGCGGGUCAAGGGCUCUGGGCCCUUCUGCAAAGCCUCUGGCCCCUGCGGCAGGCCGGACACCCAGCGGUCCUGCAGCGGGUCCCAGGGCAGCACCUCGGGCCAACCCUGGCAUCGGGGCCAAGGUCAGCCGGGGCACCAUCAUGGGCACCAAGCAGGCCCUCCGGGCCGCCCACAGCCGCGUGGACGAGCUGGCGGCCGGGGGCGCCCGGGGCAGAGGCGGCCCCUCCUGGGGCUCGGCCGACUCGGACAGUGGCAACGACAGCGGCGUGAAUGUGGGCGAGGAGCGGCCCCCGGCCGGCCCCCUGCUGCCCUCGCCCUACAGCAAGGUGACAGCCCCACGGCGUCCCCAGCGCUACAGCAGCGGCCACGGCAGCGACAACAGCAGCGUGCUGAGUGGGGAGCUGCCCCCGGCCAUGGGCCGCACGGCGUUGUUCUACCACAGCGGCGGCAGCAGCGGCUACGAGAGCAUGAUGCGUGACAGCGAGGCCACUGGCAGCGCCUCCUCCGCCCCCGACUCCAUGAGCGACAGUGGAGCCGCGUCCCCGGGCUCCCGCGCCCGCAGCCUCAAGUCCCCCAAGAAGAGGGCCACAGGUCUGCAGCGGAGACGGCUGAUCCCAGCCCCGCUGCCCGACGCUGCCACCCUGAGCCGCAAGCCCAACCUUCCUGGGCAGUGGGUAGACCUGCCCCCGCCCCUGGGAGCCUCGCUGAAGGAGCCCUUCGAGAUCAAGGUGUACGAGAUCGACGACGUGCAGCGCCUGCAGCGACACCGGCCGCCUCCUCGGGCAGAGCUGGAGCCCUCCCAGGACGUGGAGAAGGGCCCAGUGUGCGCCAGCGUGAAGGUGCGGCUGGCGGAGCGUCAGCAGCAGAAGCUCCGAGAUGUGCGGGCCAAGCGGGAGCUGCUCUGUGCGGAGCUGGCUGCGACCCAGGGCCGGCUGAUGCUGGAGCCCGGCCGCUGGCGGGCACAGUUCGAGGUGGACCCCACGCUGGAGCCCGAGUCCGUGGAGCACCUGGAGGCCCUGGAGCGCGCAACGGCCGCCCUGGAGCGGCACGUGAACCUGUGCAAGGCCCACGUCAUGAUGGUCACCUGCUUCGACAUCAGCGUCACCACGCCAGCCGCCACCCCGGGGCCACGGGAGGUGGACGUCUGAGGCUGGGGACUUGGGGAGGGGAUGUGUGGGGCGGGAGGAUGGCAGGUGAGAUGGACGGUGGAUGUGUCGGGGGCUGGAGGGACGUGGACGCAGAGGCCCCGGCGCAGAGCCGGGCGCUCGGAGUGGCCGGGACAUGAGGGAGCGGCGUGGAUGGAGGGUGAGUGAGCGGGAGGCGAGGGGACUGUCCCCACCCAGACAGCGACGCAAGUGCCUUUGACCUGGACGAGGACUUCUCUUCCUUGUUCGUUUGGUGCUGAGAACACGAGCCACCAGCAGCUGGAGGCCGGCCUCGUUCCUCGGGGUCCAGGCAUCUGACACAGCAGGUCUGGGCAGCUGCGGCCGGGCCCCCGGCCCCUUUCCACCCCCAGGAUGGCUUUCCUGGGCACGGGAUGCCCCGACCUGCUCGGUCCCCAGGACACGGGAGGGCAGUGCCCGGGGCUGAGCCCAAGCCACACAGCGCCUUCUUCUGCGGCAGGAACUCUUACCAAAACCACGCGCAGAAACGAGAACUGACACACAGGAGGGGUUGCAGGUUUUGGCAGGUCUUGUCGGGUGUGUAUUUUUAUACUAUUUUGCCUACAAGUGCGGCAUUUGCAGCGGGAGUUUGAAAACAAACGGUUUAUGUUUCUACAGUUUUCUACGGAAGGUGUCCCUCCGCUCUUUCUGGGGGACGCCCUGGGCGGGAACCAAAGGGGAGCCUGCUGACGCUCCGUGUUCCCGCCUCGGCAGGCUCUUUUCGACCACUGUGCGUUUUUUGGGGGCGUCUGCAUUUUUGUACAGACGUGCGGACGACAUCCUGCCGUGGCUCUUACUUGUGAAUAAACGGUGCAUCGAUCGUCCUGUGGC
Molecule: messenger RNA, 6426 nt
Organism: Artibeus jamaicensis (Jamaican fruit-eating bat)
Lineage: Eukaryota; Metazoa; Chordata; Mammalia; Chiroptera; Phyllostomidae
Gene: KIF26A
Product: kinesin family member 26A
Exons: 16
Coding region: 160-5580 (1806 amino acids)
Biological process (GO): microtubule-based movement
Molecular function (GO): microtubule binding; microtubule motor activity; ATP binding
Source: RefSeq, a predicted model, not a curated record